UCGCAACAGCAGCGCCGAGCUUGCCAAGCCGCGAGGGAGAGCGAAAGGGGCGCAAAGACGUGUACGCGCGAGCGCGAGAAAGAGGGAAAUAGCGGGACCGAGCGGCGGCGAGGGCACGAAGAGAGAGAUACUUCACUCGGGUGGUCUUGCGCCGCGUCUGCUUCGUCUCGCAUCGCAACCCCCGGCACGGGAGCUGCAAGCUGCUUUCUUUCCACCUAAACUUUCGUCAACUGACCGCAAGCUCUCACAGCAGUAAUUGUCGCGACGUCGUACUAUUCGAGACUAGUCUGAGUCACAGCUAGCCAAGAUGGGCAAGGAGAAGAUCCACAUAAACAUCGUGGUGAUCGGUCACGUCGAUUCCGGCAAGUCGACGACGACCGGCCACCUGAUCUACAAAUGCGGCGGCAUCGACAAGCGUACCAUCGAAAAAUUCGAGAAAGAAGCCCAGGAGAUGGGCAAAGGCAGCUUCAAGUACGCCUGGGUACUGGACAAGCUGAAAGCCGAGCGUGAGCGCGGCAUCACCAUCGACAUCGCCCUCUGGAAGUUCGAGACGGCCAAGUACUACGUGACCAUCAUCGACGCGCCCGGACAUCGGGACUUCAUCAAGAACAUGAUAACCGGCACGAGUCAGGCCGACUGUGCCGUUCUCAUCGUCGCUGCUGGAAUCGGUGAGUUCGAGGCCGGCAUCUCGAAGAACGGGCAGACGCGCGAGCACGCGCUGCUGGCCUUCACCUUGGGCGUCAAGCAGCUGAUCGUCGGCGUCAACAAGAUGGACAUGACCGAGCCCCCCUACUCGGAGGCGCGAUUCGAGGAGAUCAAGAAGGAGGUGUCGUCGUACAUCAAGAAGAUCGGUUACAAUACCGCCUCGGUGGCCUUCGUACCGAUCUCCGGCUGGCACGGGGACAACAUGCUCGAGCCGUCGCCCAAGACCGCCUGGUACAAGGGCUGGAAGGUCGAGCGCAAGGAUGGAAAUGCCGAUGGAAAGACGCUCAUCGAGGCUCUGGACGCUAUCUUGCCGCCGUCGCGGCCAACUGAUAAGCCGCUGCGUCUGCCGCUGCAGGACGUCUACAAGAUCGGCGGAAUCGGCACUGUACCGGUGGGUCGAGUCGAGACCGGCAUCCUGAAGCCGGGCAUGGUGGUGACCUUCGCCCCGGCAGCCCUGACCACCGAGGUCAAGUCCGUGGAGAUGCACCACGAGGCUCUGACCGAAGCUCUUCCCGGCGACAACGUCGGCUUCAACGUCAAGAACAUCUCGGUCAAGGAGUUGCGCCGUGGCUACGUAGCCGGCGACUCGAAGAACCAGCCGCCUCGCGGUGCCCAGGACUUCACCGCUCAGGUCAUCGUCCUCAAUCAUCCGGGACAGAUCAGCAACGGGUACACGCCUGUGCUCGACUGUCACACAGCUCACAUAGCUUGCAAGUUCGCCGAGAUCAAGGAGAAGUGCGACCGUCGUACAGGUAAAACAACGGAGGAGAAUCCGAAGAGCGUGAAGACAGGAGACGCGGCCAUAGUGCUGCUGCAGCCGACGAAGCCCAUGUGCGUCGAGGCUUUCCAGGAGUUUCCGCCGCUCGGCAGAUUCGCCGUGCGCGACAUGCGGCAGACCGUCGCUGUGGGGGUCAUCAAGAGCGUGAAUUUCAAAGAUCUCCAGGGCAAGGUAACAAAGGCCGCGGAGAAGGCCCAGAAGAAAAAGUAACCAUCAAGCUUCCUCGGAAGCCCAGAGCGUCGCCGCGAGUUCGCUCCUUUUCCUUCUCAGCCGAGCCGUAAUCGUCACCAGCAGUCGUCAUCGUCAGCCAUCUCGGCGAACAUCAGCGAUCGUCAAGCGCACCAGCCGCGUCAUCAUCAUCAUCAUCAACAACAUCAACAUCAACAUCAACCUCAACAUCAACAUCAGCAUCAACAACAGCAUCAUCAUCAGCCGACAGAUCCACGUUGCUGUCAGCCAGCCUCGACUUGCGGGCUGUCCUCCAAAUCGUCAGCUCGCACCUGCUCCUCGGGGCCGUACCUACCGGUCAUCCUGCACUACCCGGUCGUCCUGAACCCGCGCAUCUACCCUCACCUCCACAUCCAGUUCACUCACGCCCCUCGCACGCCACACAUAUGCUAGGCCAAGCCCGAGCACCGCCAGCCCGCGCAGCAGUAGUGUGUGUAUGCCAGCGCGUACUCGACUUACUCCACGAGUCGCGUGUAUACGUAUACCUUAUUCGCGAGUCGCUGUCAUCCUCGACGCGCCCUGUAAGUCUGUUACGGAGAUUUGAUUUGAUGGAAUUGAGAGAGAGAGAGAGAGAGAAGAACCGCUGCUGUUGGCGUCUGCUGGAACAUCGGUGCGGCGAGAUACGCAACACUCCUCUUCGUCGCGGCGUUCUGCGAUGCCCGGGAAGAAAACGGGACGUGUAUCGUCGUCGUGCUUGCAAGCUUUUUUGUCCGAGUCGGAAUUUUAUCAUCAGCUGCAGGAGAAAAUCCUUGAAAAAACGUUGAUGCUAUAGCUGUAUUAUGCCUACUGUACCGUUAUAAUCUUGGCGCGCUGCCCUCCUCCGAGAAUUCAGCUCUCGAGCAAACUUAAAAAAAGAAACGUCACUCCCAUCGGCUUCUCUCUUUAUAGCCUCGGAAAUUAUCGGAAAUCGCGGAAGCGCGAGGCAAGAUUUUUCGCGCUCACGAGCGUGAACCGACGCGAUAAUCUCAUAAGCGACGACGACGACGACGAAGAGGAGGGAUGUAUUGUGAGAGAAAAAAUAAAAACGAUGGAAAGAUCGCAAGGUGAGAGACAGAACAGAGAGUAUAAUGCGCGCGGAUAUGGUAGGACAACAGCGUAUAUAGCAAGUCCCCUCGAACUGUAUACUCCGGCGUAGUUAGGUUUUUCAAUUGAUCACCGGGAGAGACGAGGAAAAUCGAGUUUGAACAAAAAACAAAUUAUUAUUCGACACGAGAGUGAGAGGAAGCGAGAAGAACGAGAGACGUUUCCGGAAGCUUCGAGGGGAUCCGUUGACGAGCGAGAUGUAUCCGUAGUAGUAGUAGGUUUUUAUCGAAGUUCGUUUACCUUUUGUAUACGAGAUUUUUUAUGGAUGCGGGCUAUUUUGAUAUUCGAAGAGAAAAUUUUCUUAACUCAAAUUCGUGAUAUAUUAGAUUGUGUAUAAUUGAUUCGAGGACGCGCAUAUGUGACGACGGUAUUUUUAAAAAGUAACGUCGGAUUUUAUUGAUUUUUGUAAUUUUAUAUGAAAAGCGCACAUUUUGCACUCUUUUUAUAUAUCAUGUGUCCAAAAAACGGAAAAAAAAUAAUGAGACGUUUGAAAGUAAGUUUGAAAAUUACUCGAUUGUUGAUUAGGUAUACCGGGGAUCCUCGAAAGCUCCCGGAAAACAAUCGCCUCUAUCGCAGGAUUCCUCAAGGCAAGGAUUCAAAAGUACAUUUAUUCAAAGUCACUCGAAUCGAUUGUGAAUUAUACCGUUCAAAUAUACUAUCAUUGAUACUAUUAUUACUAUAUUAUUGUACUAGCGAACAUUAUUUAUACGAUUACUAGUCUUAUUGUUACAAUUGUAUACUUAUUAUUACACUCUAUUUGUUAUAAAAAAAAAAGAUGGAAAAAGUAUCCCUCGUAGAUGCGCAACUUGCAACGACGGACGUACUCGCAAAAGAUGAUCAUCCAUUUUUAGCGAUCAUAUACAUUAUACCAGUAAACGAUAACCAUGACGAUAUGAUAAUCUCGGGAUCCGAGAACACACAAGCUCUGAGGUGGUUGACUCGGACGGACUCGGAUGAUGAUUACUCAUUAUGCACGAUGGAGAAAAAAGAGAGAGAGCUGUAAUACGCGAUCGACUCAACGAUGAAAAAAAAAACAAACAAAAUAAUAAUCGGGGAUCGUAACGGGCCUUGUAACUCCCAAGUCGCCAUCCCUCGCUCCUCGCCCCCAAGGACCCCAAGUGUCACGUAUUAUUAUAUAUAUAUAUAUAUGUAUAUAUAUAUAUAUAAAAAAACAUUGUAGGCGCGUUCUGCGAAUUGCGUUUACCCGCAUUCCCCUCAUAGCCAGUAUUAUGUUGGUGUAAUAAAAGAAAAGAAAAAACGAAUUUUAAUUGCCACCAUAUUCGUAAAGUUAUUGAUACAAUAAUACUUAUAUCCUGCGUUUGCAGCAGCAGUAGAGAGCAUCUAUAUAUUGUCCUGUUAUUUACUGUUUAAUUUUGCCUCUAGAUUCGUGUAAGGCUUGAUUAUAAAUUAUUAUAACCUUCUUUUUCUUAUUGUAUCGUUGAUCGUUGCGAACUUUAGUGUUCUGUUAUUUAUUUAUGUUUUUUUAAUUUCUAUACUUGAAUAAAGUUAGUGAUGGAUUCAAUUCGAUUUGGUUCUUGCCUUAUGUUAAUAGUUUUCAAUCUAUAGAUUCGUUCUUGAGGUACUGAGUACGUAUCGUUUACCAAUGUCUCGACGUGUCGAUACACAUCAAGCGCCACUGGAAUAAGGAAAUAAAGAUUCGGUGUACGGUAAA
Molecule: messenger RNA, 4466 nt
Organism: Nasonia vitripennis (jewel wasp)
Lineage: Eukaryota; Metazoa; Arthropoda; Insecta; Hymenoptera; Pteromalidae
Gene: Ef-1a-f1
Product: elongation factor 1-alpha
Exons: 6
Coding region: 308-1693 (461 amino acids)
Biological process (GO): translation; translational elongation
Molecular function (GO): GTP binding; translation elongation factor activity; GTPase activity
Source: RefSeq, a predicted model, not a curated record